Molecule: messenger RNA, 1516 nt
Organism: Adineta ricciae
Lineage: Eukaryota; Metazoa; Rotifera; Eurotatoria; Adinetida; Adinetidae
Source: the annotation of a GenBank genome assembly
UUACUCUGUAUAUUAAUAAUCUAUGUCUAGUUGACAGAUAGUUAAUUAAUAGUUAAUAAUUAGUUAAAACUAACCUCAUAUUCAAGUUCCUCGACCUCGAUUACCCUAGGGGUAAUCAUUUUCUAACAACUAUCGAUCAAUUUCAUUGAUUUUAGAAAUGCUGAUUUCUGAUUGGAUAGGACAGACAGACAGACAGACAAACUUUAAGCUUUUUAAGACAGCAUUUAAACGCUGUAUAACCCUUUCUUUCAGAAAAGGGAAUAAGGGAUGAAAAAGAUUACCUAUUUAUAAUAUUUGAAUAAGGUUAUAUAAACAAAAAGACAAAUCGGAGUAUUUUAUGGCGAAGGACGCUCUAUAUAUUUAGUUUUAUAUCUAUUAACAUCAUAAACUAGCGGAAUGCUAUCAGAUAGACGACGACAGUCAAAUUCUAAUAGAAGUACAAACUCUUCUAAUUCGACUAAUAAUGGUGCAAUUGAGGACGCUUUGAACACCUCCGGUAAAUACGAAGCUGAGUUUGUUAUUAACAUAUUUUCAAUGUUUGAUAUGAUUUUUUUCAUUGAAGGCAUGGGUGCGGAGGCAACUGAAAUAAAUGAACUCAAUCAAUUGAACGACAGAAGAAUACAACGACGAAUAAGUAGCGGUAUGUGUAUUUCUGAAGUAAUAACUCCUCAAAGAACAGUAGUGCGAGUGAUCAGAUUGAGAAAUAAGAUAGAGUAUUAUUUCAAUGACUAAUAGUCACUCUUUUGAUCAUUCUUAUAAGAUAAUAAUCAUAGAAUUCUGACUGUAAUAUUCUUUAUAAGAUGAUGCUGCCAUUUGCGAGAUUGCUCGUAAAUAUAAAAUACCACCGGAAAUGGCUAGAUAUCUUCGAGAACUUCGUGAGUAUGAAAUUGUCAUUGUAUGUGAUGAUUCUGGCUCAAUGAAAACAGAAGUUGAUGAUACUGAACACACUCGAUGGGACGAACUUUGCGAAAUUGUUAAAAUUAUACUUGAUAUUGGUGUUAGAUUUGAUUCGAACGGUGUCGAUAUUUACUUUCUCAAUAGAGACGUACUACUUGGAGUGAGAGAUCCGAGAACUGUUGAACAAGUAUUCAAUGAACCUCCAAGUGGCUUAACACCCAUGGUACCUGUUUUAAAACAAGUUUUCCAGUCAGAAUUAGCACGUCGUGGGCGAGAUAAAAAACUAUUAGUAUUUGUAGCAACUGACGGAUUGCCAACCGAUGAAUUUGAAAAAGAAAAUCCACAGGAACUUGAACGUCUCAUGCAAGCAGAGCGGAACGUCAAUACCACACAUGUUUCUUUCUUACUAUGUACUGAUGAUCCGAAUUGUGUCGAGCGUAUGAAAAAGUGGGAUCGAAUAAUGCACAACGUUGAUGUUACUGAUGAUUAUGAGACAGAAAAGAGACGAGUCCUUCAUUGUAGUGGAGCUGACUAUCCUUUCUCGUACGGUGAUUAUAUUGUGAAAGCAUUGGUUGGCGCUAUUGUUCGUCAAAUUGAUGUCAGUAAUGAACUGCAUUAA